AUGGACAAAGUUCAAGGAAUUACCAACGUUAUUGUUGUCGGAGCGGGAGGGAGCCUGAACCCUGUCGUGAUUGCAUCGCUUCAAUCGCUCGGUUUCGUCGUCUCGGUUCUUGUCCGAGAUGCUUCAGCCGCUGUGCCGCCAGCGGGGGUAACAUGUCAUCGCACAGACUACUCCAAUAUGUCGCUUGUGAAGGCCUUCAAGGCUCAAGACGCGGUCGUUAACACAAUCACAAUGGCGGAUUCCUCAGAGCAAAAGAACAUCAUUGAUGCCGCGGUCGAGGCCGGUGUUAAACGAUUCCUGCCCGCAGAAUUUGGCAUAGACACCGCGAUACAGUCAACCGUUGAGAUUGUGCCGUUCUUGCGAGUAAAGCCGGAAAUUGUAGAAUAUUUGCGGUCACUCGAGAGCAGUAUUACUUGGACUUCGAUUGUGACUGGGCCAUUUUUCGAUUGGAGCCUCCGAAACGGAUGGUUCUCGUUUAAUGUGCCCUCGAGGACAGCGUACUUGCAUAAGACGCACCAAGAUCACCGUUUCAGCUGCUCAACGCUCUCCACGGUCGCCAAUGCCAUUGCGCGCUGUCUUCUUCCUGAGAAUGGGCCGUCCACGAUAAAUCGGUACAUCCACGUUAGAUCCUUCACUGUGAAUCAGAGAGAGAUCAUGACUUCACUCGAGAAGGCGUCUACGGAAUUCGACCAAAGGGAGGGGCGACAACCUAAAGCAUGGGAUGUUAUAGAAGUCAAUUUGGAAGACAAGGUUGCCGAAUCGCACCAAAAGCUAGCUCAGGGAGACAUGAGCGCUCUAGGGUUCAUGCUUUCCAAGGCCAUCUACGCAAUGAAUAGCGAUUUUGACGCAACUGGGGUGGCGAUGAACGAGACACUAGGCAUGGAACCUGCGGAGAGUCUCGACGAGGUUACGAAACGAGUUGUUAGUGAAUACUAG
Messenger RNA from Penicillium bovifimosum, 936 nucleotides. Its product is annotated as aromatic alcohol reductase. The transcript has 3 exons. The record is from RefSeq and is a predicted model, not a curated record. Gene Ontology annotation, molecular function: oxidoreductase activity. NCBI's taxonomy places the organism in Eukaryota, Fungi, Ascomycota, Eurotiomycetes, Eurotiales, Aspergillaceae. Bases 1 to 936 code for a protein of 311 amino acids.